Messenger RNA from Haemonchus placei, 5925 nucleotides. Lineage: Eukaryota; Metazoa; Nematoda; Chromadorea; Rhabditida; Trichostrongylidae. The record is from the annotation of a GenBank genome assembly.
AUGACCGCCUACUGUUUAGCAGCCGAAAGGGCAAGGGCGGCUCUGCUGUCUGCGCUCCACCUGCUUGGAGGGAAGGUUUCUGUUGGAGAGGGUGCAGAGAAAGCGGCAGAGACGCUGGACAUCACUUCGUUUGGACUUGGAAUCGGAGUGCAGGCGUCAUGGAUAAGCUUCAGGGUGGCGACUGGAACAGCUUCUUUCAUCAAUUUGAAGCAGUGGCAUCUCAGUCUACAACUAACGUUUCACGCCCUUCAAUCGUCGACGACAAUGUCCCAUUACCCAUUAUUCGUAGGAGGGCAUCAUUUUGACAUCGUUUAUCACGACGCGAUGGAUGAGCAUGUCAAGUGCCAGGUGUGUGGGAUGUUGCUUCGUCGAACAAUGUUUGCAGCACAUGUACGACAGCGUCACCCUGAACAUUGCCCUCCGUCCAUAUCUACGGAUGACGAUUCUGGAAGGCAUUCAGGACUUGAAUCGCCUGACAUCAGCAGAAACCCUAGUUUUCCUUUUUCUCCAAAGCUGAUGUCUCCUCCGAUCACCAAGGAACCAAUCAAAUUAACAAUUAGCCUUAAAGGUCAUCGAAAGCAUAGACGUAAAAAGGCAAAGCGAGAACGUCGUAGGGAGAGCAGGCCCAGUACAUCAGCUGGGGAAGAGAGAUGUUCGCCUGCAGAGGCGUUACAGCUCGUGGAAGAUCGUUUUUGGCCACGUGAGGACGAACCAGGACCAUCGGCGCAGUACUCAUCGCCGAAUUUUUUGGAAGAAGCGACGCCUAUUUCUAAUCGCUUAAAGGGUUCUGAAACCAGUGAUGGAGCUGAUUUUACAUCACACAUUUCUCCCGAGUUGCGAGCUGAUGCGGAAAAACAUUCAUCCGAGGAACAGUGGAGGCGUAAAGUCAGAAAGAAAAGUCGCAGGAAAUCGAGAAGGCGAGACCUGGAAGCUGAACACUCUUCUCCGAUUCUGUCUGUUCCUCCUAGAGCGGAGCCGCUUCACCUAGACCUAUCCCCUGAUAGCAGUCGACUCUCAGAAAUUGCUUCUCCUUCUCGUGAUUCUUCAAGGGAUUCAUCAAGUCUUGUCAUCAGUAAAAAUAUACGACCUCGACCGGAAACGCGAGGAUACCUCCACGCUCAGGAAACUACGAGUGCUUUUACCAGUGUCCCCCGUGGUUUUUCUUCUCCGUUGCCAUCACCUUCUACUGCUAGACUGGCUCGUUUCUCAUCUCAAUCCGCAAAUGUUGAGACAGUUCCAUCUGUGGAUAUCGAGUUAGACAGAACGACUGUUGUGGGGCAACCGUCUCAGCGUGCUGAGGCAGUUCCGAAUCUCUUCCUACCACAAGCUCCUCAAAUACCUACAGCAUUCGCCCAAUCACCGUGGAUACAUUCUCAGCCUGAAAUUUCUCAAGGGUUUGCCGCGUCACCCGCAUACAACAUUCGGCUGGCUCAAGGAACUGUCGUCGAGGGUGACACAUUUCGUAGCGAAGCGGUUCCAUUUGACCCCGUAGUGAAACCAGCUUUUAAGGCGCUCAAUACUUUGAGUUUUGCCACUACAGAUUCGGUUCUAGAGGAACAGCAAUCGUUGAGCCAUCCACCUACGGACGGCCCAAAAUUAUUAAUCACUCAACGAAAGUCAAGGCAGCCUUCCGGGUCACAAGAACUUUGGGAGCCACUUGGUAUUAAGAGCCCGACGUAUGGUAUCAUUCUGCCAGUUGCAACCAAAAACGACAAUGACGCUGAUGAUGCCACAGUAGCAUUUUUGACAUCGUCGCCUGAACUACUUUCAGAAGAUGAUAGUUGUCCAGUAAAGGAGGAGGUUGAUGAGCAGCAAGGAAACAUGCGUGUUGAAGGACUGUCACCUUCAAGACUAGUACAUCAUCGUCUCCGUUCAUCCAAGAAGUUAACCUCGGAAAGUUCAGAUACGGAUCGGAGAACGAUUAUUGAUUUGGAAGAAGAUCAAGCUGAACGUAGAUCAAGCGAUCGAGAUGGUGACAUACAGAAGUUGUCGAAUCAACUGGCUGCUCUGUCACAGUUAUCCGGGCAUGAACUUGAUUCUGGAAUGAACAGUGAAUUAGAAACAACAGGAAAUACAGUCGAAGAGGAUAUCGAUAAUGAGAAGACGGACGAAGGCGUUCUUCCUUUCCCAUCUGAAAAUCUGGAAAAUGGUAACAAAUUAACGAAUCCUCUCAUGGUCGCAGGAAACCAGUCUCUUUCUGAGGAGAGAAACCACAUUCCUGUGCUGGUAAGCUCACAAGAGGUGAUUACGAAAAGUGGACACUCCUUUAUGUACGACCAAACCGAAUUGGGUGGAGAGGUAAUUGCUCAUUCAGCAGUUGAGAUAUCCUCUCUGGAAAAUGUCCCAACUUCUGAACCGAGUAUUGAGGUUGCUUCUCAGCAAUAUUUGGAUUCAAGAAUCGCAGCUGCGCCUCUUGAGGACGUGGGUGGACAGCCAAUCAGUGUGAUCAUCUCAUCUAGAACUGACAUGAAUAAUGGGCUGGAAGUCGUUUUGGAAACGAGCGGAGCUCACCAUCAUGGUAUGGCGGUCGGGAGUAAUGCAGAUCUUGAGCUUCGCAAAUGUGAAGAGGAGAACUUUUACGACGAAGAUUAUUCGGCAGAUGACGACGAAUUGAUACAUUUUCACGAGGAGUCUGAAAGGAACCAUCAGGAGAUGCUGAAUCAGUUGCAGCAGGACCAAAUGCCGGUGCAACAACAGCCGCUCUCAACAUCCUCAAAAGCAGUGGUCCCGAAUCAGUCACUUUCUGAGCAAACUGUCAUAUACCGUCCAGGAGACGAGAAUGUUUUCCCUGCAUGGUCUUCACAAGGCAUGGCUGCAACUAACCUGGAAUCACCACAACUGAGUGUCCAGACUGUUUUCGAAAACAGUCAACAGAUUACAACGCAACACUCCGACCCUGCUUUUCAGACAGCCCUAGCAGACGUAGCAGCAGAUCCAGUUGCAUGUCAUUUUGGUAAUAUUUCUGCAUCACAAUCAUCAUUAUAUCGCCAGCAUACACAGCCGCAUACCUUCCCACUUGAACGAUGUCAAACUCAACGUACAAGGCCGCUGCAGCAAAAAAUUCGAAAAACCUCUUUUUGCGGAAAAUCUGAUGGUACCAGCAUGACCUCAGUGGAGUUCGAAGAGCAGGAGGAUUUGAAUGUGUCUACUCCCUUGGCCACCACACCACAGCAGCUUCAGCGCUCUCUUCAGCAACACCACCAGUUUAAAUAUGGAUACGAAAUUUUAGAAGGUUCCAAACGGCUACUAGAGAUUGCUCCAUUAUCUCAACAUCAAAAUUUUGGCAGUUAUCAAAAAACUUCAGAGCAAAUUUCCGGCUCAGAUCGAUUUGCUACCACUCAGUCAAUACAUCCUGCCGAAUUAAUGGAAGAAGAGAUGAGAGCAAUGCGAUAUGUUUAUCUGAUGAACGAACAACGCAUUGCUAAGAAGGCUCUGGCACAAAAGGAUAGGAAUGAGACGAAGUUCCCCGCUCCUCACGGUGAUAUUACCUAUCUCUCCGAGCUCCCUCCGAUAACGGUGGAACCGACUGUGAUACCGGAAGGGAUUCCGAGAUCUCGAAUGCAGAAGCAUCUACAGCCUCCUUAUCAUCACGCCCAGUUUACAUCUAGAGGCGGCCUGUGUGUCUCGCCUUGUAAAUCUGAUGCAAGUGAAGAUGAGUUGGUGGAUGUUCAAGAAGUGAUGAACUUAGAGAAUCUUGAGCCUAUGGGAGCUCGAACAGUGAUCCAAAGAUUACAAAACCACUCUGAGCAAGCAACAGUUCGUGCUGAAGAAUGUCGGAAUGCUUCCUACACAGAGCCACGAACUCCAGCCCCUGGGUACCUCCGUCAGCAACGUCCUAGUGAUGACUCACAGGGAAGUGAGCAGUUUUCUCGCUCUUCGCUACAGAAUGAUGUGCUGCUCUCAAAUGCGGGGAAGGAUAACACGAUAGUUACCAACACUUUAUCAAAAAUUCCGCAUAGUUCAAGCGCUGUUGAAGUAGGUAUUUCUCAGCAGCAAAGCAUGCCUGUUCCGUCGAAAGAAGUCAGGUUGUCGUCAAAUGAAGAGGAAUCUUGCGUGAGCAACGAUGAAGGAUGGGCUAGUGAAAAGGGAGAAGGUGCUGCAUUACCUUCUGAUGAUGAGUCAACGGACAGUGAGCUUGUUCGAAGAGGGUGGGAUCUGAGUCCAAGCGUAUCACCCUUGACUUUGGAGACUUUAACCUCCGUUCUAAGCUCACCUGAAGGAUCAGAUUCAAAUGACGAUCAAAUCGGCGUGCCCGUGUGGUCAACAAUGUCUAGAAAACAUGCGAAACUGGCAAUAGCUGUGUGCCGCAAUAUGCCGAAACGCUUACAGCCUUUAUGUCGGCGUUUUGUUUGGCAACAGGGGAUCACGUACUUGCUGGAGAAUUUUUGCCUGCAGAAAUGGGAAAUCCGUCCCGAACACGACGUUGAAUCUGUCUGGUUCUUUGAUAAACUAGUAAGACGAUUCAAACCAUUCGAUGUCGUCCCUUGGGAAGUAAAUGAUAAUGACGAUGCAGCUGAAGUGCCGGAACGUGUGCAGAACGUUUUCUUCGGUUUCAAUAUUUGUGCAGAUAUUCCGUACAGCCGGUCUCGAAAAACCAUCAGAAUUGAGGAUCAUGCAUCUUUGUCACUAACGUGCAAAGAAGCGCGAAGCGAUCUUGAACUAUACUCUUCUGACGCAUCUUCCGUUGACGAAUGUGUUGACAAUGUGUUAAUGGGACCUAGUGGAAAUGGGGCUUCUUCACUAACGUCAUCUAUCUCUACAGACGAAUCCACAUCCACUGAGGGCGAAGAUGUCACUUCAUCUGAUGAGGACGAACAUGACUCGAAAGUCAACGGUACUAACGUGCGCUACAAAAUAUUUCCGCAAAAAUUGUCAUGUGAAAAGCAGGAGUUCAUAGCCAUGAGCUGUUGCAAACAAUUCUUGCAACAAAUGGUAACCCGUAAGAGCGGCAACGAUUUCAGAGUUGGCAAUCUAAGUGCUGUGCAAGUGACGACACUGUUGUCCGAGCUUUAUCGGGAACACCGUGCUGCAUACGAGCUUAUGAUCGCAGACAUAAUACCGAUUCCCGUACCUGAUCAACGCGAAAUCCCUUUUUCCGAUAAUGCUGAGUGGGUCGCGUCAAGAAUUCUCGCCAUUAACAGAGCUCAGAAUAGGCUGUUGAUUCCGACUUUUCCGCCAUGGGCUGCGAUGCACCGCCUCUGGAAGGUUUAUGGACCGCUCCAUCAAUUUGCAUCAGCAGUUGGAGGAGAUUUUGAAAAAUUCGUUGACGAAUGUGUUAGUGUUGCUUACAACCACUACUAUAGGAUAAAAAAUGGAAUCAAGGUAGCUGAUGAAAUUCCGGGUGAUCUACUUGAUUUAUGCUACGCAAUAACAUCUGAACGUAUGCGUGAACACACAGAAAGUGUUGAAGCUGCGAAGAAGAGGCUCGGUGGAAAAACGAAGUUUUCGAAGGCAAGGAUUCCAUUGAGACGCCGCAGAGGAUCCUGUUCUUUUGGGAGUCAACAAAGUGCAAAUGAACUACUUCUAUCACGUUGUCGUCGCGUCUAUGACGAAAAAAGACAAUUGAAAAGGAGAAGGUGGAACACGAUGCGCUAUCUUCACAAUGCCCUGCCUGGAUGUGUGAUCGUGUUGUAUCCGGAGUUUGCGAAUCGAAAGUUGUGCGUUGACGAAAAAGUCUAUCCUUGUUCGCUCGACUCAUCGAGAGCAGAUGUUCACGAUCCAGAAACUAACUGUUCAACGUGUUUGCGAACGUCUGAAGACUACGCUGAUAUGGACUUUGCGCGAAUGUGUUUCAAGGGUUUGCCAUGGGAGAUGCAAGACUUCGAAGUACCUGACGUGGACACUAGCUGCACAUCUUAUCGAUCCUCUAUUUCUCCAGAAAUGAUUACUGAAAACGAUCUCACUAGCUUACUUACCGGUGACUAA